This is a messenger RNA of Astyanax mexicanus (Mexican tetra), 1968 nucleotides long. RefSeq names its product centromere protein O (gene cenpo). The record is from RefSeq and is a predicted model, not a curated record. Lineage: Eukaryota; Metazoa; Chordata; Actinopteri; Characiformes; Acestrorhamphidae. The coding region runs from base 141 to 986 and encodes 281 amino acids. The transcript is spliced from 6 exons. Gene Ontology annotation, cellular component: Mis6-Sim4 complex; kinetochore.
AGGGCUGAUGUCCUCCGCGGCGAUGUUUACAUCUGACGUCGCUCUGACCUCACGUCCGUGUUAUCGCGAGCUGCGGAGACCGCGGAAAAGCCAGAAAGCGCCGGAUUUGAACGGAGCGGAGUCACUGAUCAGAAACUAAAAUGGACAUAGUGAGAAAACAAGGUGUCUUUGAUCACCUUAUGGUGUUAGAGAAGGCCGGAACAACAGGCCAAGAAAAGCAAAAACAAGACCGUUUGGAUGAGCUUCGUUCUACAAUAGUAACACUCCGUGCAAAAAGAGACCGACUUAGUGCUGAAACCGCAGCAUUAAAGAGUCUACAAAACAAACUUGACCAAGGCCAGCCACUGGAAGUUGAUGAGGCUGAUGACUUAAUGCAACUUGAUCAAUUUCUGCUUAAGUCCAGGCUAAUGCAGCUGAAGGACCUUCAAACGGCCUAUCACCUUAUUGGUGGUUAUAAUCUGAUUGAGAAUAAACAAGGCAAAAGUAUAUGUGUCUCAUUUUGCACUGCUUAUGGGGACAUGUACUUGGAAACCUUUAAUUUGGAAAUGGACCUUAGACGUACAGUGCAAAUCAGUCGUCAUAACAUCCCUCCAUGUAUUCCAUUAGACAAACUCGCCAAGGAGAAUCUACAGACUGAUUUUAAAGCCUUCCUUGAAACGCUAAGCCUGCAUCUCAAUGCUUUAGCUGGACGCAAGCAGCAGAUUUCACUCAUUAAGGAACUUGUUGGGACAGUAGAGGUUAUUGAGAAAAAUCAACUCUGCAACUUUCUCGUCCUCAUGUGCAAAGCACAAGAGAGUGAAGCAGCCAUUCUGUGCACGCUGGAAUACAGUGAUCUCACCAAGUGUUUGCCGACUCGUGUUACUAUCCAGAGCAAAGAUACAACCCUUGCUGAAUCUCCACAAUGGAAGAAAAACCAAGCGUUGCUUAUGGAGUCUCCAGUACACAUUGCACUUUUGACAUUAAGGAAAAUGGGAAGCAUUGUGUGAAUAAAGAAGCUAUAUAUAUUUUUUAAAUGCUUAAGUCUUUUAAAAAAGGUUUUAAACAUAUUGAUAUUUAGCCCCAUUUCCUGCAGCAUGCCUAUUAGUAAUACCAGCAUAAACUAAACACUUUAUGGAUUACAUACCAGCAUUCAUGUGUAAAAUAGAAGGAGAGCAGACAGAUCCUGUAUUAAAUUCUAUACACAUAUUUUCAAAUGGUCUCCAAAGUUUUUAAGAAAAUAUGUAUUUUCUGUUGAAGUUUUUGUCUAUGGAUAUUUUUGAAAUUUUCUCUACUUUGUUUCUCCUCUUCUUCUCGGUUUGCCAACUCUUUUUGGGAAAUGCUGUCAAUUAAAGAUAUUUCCUUUAGUUGCAUGAUGGAUAACAGACCAGUUUCUGAAGCCUUUCCUCUAAAGGUUGGUUUUAGAGAGGAGGCAGAACCUUGUGGCAGGGCAGAUGAUGCUGAUUUUGAAGAUCUCAUUCUUCUGAGACGAUCUUUUUCAUUUGGAAGAAAUUCAGUUGAAAGCAUUUCUCUAGCAGCUGGAGCUGAUCUUGAAUGGCGAAUAUGUUGCAGAUCGUUGUUUGUUGUUUUUGUUUCUGAUAUGGUUCUCAUUGUAUUGUUAAUUGUUGCGUAGGGUUCACAGACUCUCAAAUUCAGCAACUUUUUGUGUUCCAGUAGCAGUAAUUCCCUUUCUUGAUAGAGCAGUUUGAGGUGUAAUCUGUGUUUUCUGUUAAUUUGUUCCAGUGUCCACAAAAGAUGAGUGUCUUCUUUGUGAUUCAUUAGUCUCACAUCCGUGUAGAGCAAAGGUCCUUUAAAGUUUGACCUUGUUGUCACGUAGAUAUGCUGUCCUAUUUAUAUAAUACAUAAAAAACAAGAAUAGUAAUUUAAGAUUUUAGCUUAAUGGCACUGUCAAUUAACUUUUAUGUAUUAAAAUCACUUUUUAAAAAAUUCUGCAAUAUGCAAAUACAUAAUAAAUCGAUGUAAAUACCUCGA